Molecule: messenger RNA, 2886 nt
Organism: Numida meleagris (helmeted guineafowl)
Lineage: Eukaryota; Metazoa; Chordata; Aves; Galliformes; Numididae
Exons: 2
Coding region: 957-2141 (394 amino acids)
Source: RefSeq, a predicted model, not a curated record
CUGGGACCACGCUGCCGACCCGGCGGGCGCUGAAGAACGCGCGCUUGGUGAGCACCAAGGACGACGUGCACCUGUGCGUCAUGUGCCUGCGCGCCAUCAUGAACUACCAGGUAGGGGACGGCGCCGUGUCACCGUCACCACACCGGGUACGGGGACGUCACGGUGCCAUUGUCACCGCACCGGGUACGGGGAGGUCACUGCGUCACCGUGGCUGCACUGGGCAUGGGGACAGCGCUGGGCCACUGUCACCAUAGUGGGGUACAGGGAUGGCACUGUGUCAUUGUCACCAUACCGGGUGCAGGGGUGGCACUGUGUCACCAGCGCUGUGUUGGGUAUGGGGACAUCACGGUGGCACUGUCACCAUGCUGGGUCCAGGGCCAUGACUGUGUCACUGUCACUGUGUUGGGUAUGGGGACAGCGCUGUGCCACUGUCACCAUAUGGGGUACAGGGAUGGCACUGUGCCACUGUCACCAUACUGGGUACGGGGACAUCGCUGUGUCACUGUCACGGUGCCGGGUGUGGGGACAUCACGGUGGCACUGUCACCAUGCUGGGUCCAGGGCCAUGACUGUGUCACCGUCACUGCGUUGGGUAUGGGGACAUCGCUGGGCCACUGUCACCAUACCAGGUACGGGGACAUUGCUGUGUCACCAGCGCUGUGUUGGGUAUGGGGACAUCCCUGUGCCAGGUGUGGGGACCUCACGGUGCCACCGUCACCAUAGUGGGUGCAGGGACAUCACUGUGUCAUUGUCACUGCACUGGGCAUGGGGACAUCACUGUGCCACUGUCACCAUAGCAGGUGCAGGGGUGGCACUGUGUCACCAGCGCUGUGUUGGGUAUGGGGACAUCACGGUGGCACUGUCACCACGCUGGGUCCAGGGCCAUGACUGUGUCACUGUCACUGCGUUGGGUAUGGGGACAUCGCUGGGCCACUGUCACCAUAGUGGGGUACAGGGAUGGCACUGUGUCAUUGUCACUGUACCAGGUAUGGGGACAUCGCUGUGUCAUUGUCACUGCACCGGGCAUGGGGACAGCACUGUGCCACUGUCACCAUAGCGGGUGCAGGGGUGGCACUGUGUCACCAGCGCUGUGUUGGGUAUGGGGACAUCAUGGUGCCAGGUGUGGGGACAUCACGGUGGCACUGUCACCACGCUGGGUCCAGGGCCAUGACUGUGUCACCGUCACUGCGUUGGGUAUGGGGACAGCGCUGGGUCACUGUCACCAUGUGGGGUACAGGGAUGGCACUGUGUCAUUGUCACUGUACCGGGUAUGGGGACAUCACGGUGGCACUGUCACCAUGCUGGGUUCAGGGCCAUGACUGUGUCACCGUCACUGUGUUGGGCAUGGGGACAGUGCUGUGUCACCGUCACCAUACCGGGUGCAGGGGUGGCACUGUGUCACUGUGCCGGGUGUGGGGACAUCGCAGUGUCACCGUCACCAUAGCGGGUGCAGGGAUGUCACUGUGUCACCAGCGCUGUGUUGGGUAUGGGGACAUCGCUGUGUCACUGUCACCAUAUGGGGUACAGGGAUGUCAUUGUGCCACUGUCACCAUACCAGAUACGGGGACAUUGCUGUGUCACCAGCGCUGUGUUGGGUAUGGGGACAUCUCUGUGCUGGGUGUGGGGACAUCACAGUGGCACUGUCACCAUGCUGGGUCCAGGGCCAUGACUGUGUCACCGUCACUGCGUUGGGUAUGGGGACAGCGCUGGGCCACUGUCACCAUAUGGGGUACAAGGAUGGCACUGUGCCACUGUCACCAUACCGGGUACGGGGACAUCGCUGUGUCACCAGCGCUGUGUUGGGUAUGGGGACAUCAUGGUGCCAGGUGUGGGGACCUCACAGUGGCACUGUCACCAUGCUGGGUCCAGGGCCAUGACUGUGUCACCGUCGCUGCACUGGGCACGGGGACAUCGCUGUGUCGCUGUCACCAUGUGGGGUACAGGGAUGGCACUGUGCCACUGUCACCAUACCGGGUACGGGGGCAUUGCUGUGUCACCAGCGCUGUGUUGGGUAUGGGGACAUCCCUGUGCCAGGUGUGGGGACCUCACGGUGCCACCGUCACCAUAGCGGGUGCAGGGACAUCACUGUGUCACUGUCACUGCACUGGGCAUGGGGACAGCACUGUGACACUGUCACCAUAGCGGGUGCAGGGGUGGCACUGUGUCACCAGCGCUGUGUUGGGUAUGGGGACAUCCCUGUGCCACUGUCACUGUGCCAGGUGUGGGGACAUCACGGUGGCACUGUCACCACGCUGGGUCCAGGGCCAUGACUGUGUCACCGUCACUGUGUUGGGUAUGGGGACAUCGCUGGGCCACUGUCACCAUAGUGGGGUACAGGGAUGGCACUGUGUCAUUGUCACUGUACCAGGUAUGGGGACAUCGCUGUGUCAUUGUCACUGCACCGGGCAUGGGGACAGCACUGUGCCACUGUCACCAUAGCGGGUGCAGGGGUGGCACUGUGUCACCAGCGCUGUGUUGGGUAUGGGGACAUCACAGUGCUGCUGUCACCAUAUGGGGUACAGGGAUGUCACUGUGACAGUGUCACCGUACGGGGAUGGCACUGUGUCACUGUGCCAGGUCUGGGGACAGCGCUGUCACCGUCACCGCUCCGGGUGUCACUGUGCCACCGCCGCUAUAUUGGGCGCAGGGAGGGGUGGCACCGUGCCACCGUCCCCUGUGCUGGGUAUGGGGACAUCGUGGUGUCAGUGUCACCGUACCAGGUGCAGGGGUGUCACUGUGUCACCGCGCCGGGUACGGGGACAGCGCUGCGUCACUGUCACCGUGCUUUGGGUCCAGGGACAUGGCAGUGUCACCAGCGCUGUGCUGGGUAUGGGGACGUCACGGGGUCAGUGUCACCAUAGCAGGGACAGGGAGGUCACCGUGCCAC